Messenger RNA from Hyaloperonospora brassicae, 2199 nucleotides. Lineage: Eukaryota; Oomycota; Peronosporomycetes; Peronosporales; Peronosporaceae. The record is from the annotation of a GenBank genome assembly.
AUGGUGGCUCCAUUGGCACCCCCUGUCACUCGCAAAGCUAGCUCCAGCGCUGUCGCUGCACAGUGGUCUCACGUGGGCCACCACCGUACAAGCAUCCCUCCAGAAGCGACGUUCGAUGAGCAGAAUUCGCAGAUCAAGCAGGAGCUGCUGGCGCUAAUUACCCAGUACCUACAGCAGGAAGGGUUUACGAUGUCGAGCGCCACAAUUCAAGACGAAGCCAACGUCAAGCGCCACGUCCGGCUGCAAGAGAGAGAUGCACUUCGACGGUUGAGCACAGCUAUUAUGGACGGGGAUUGGGAUCUUGUGGCUAAACUGCUGGGCAAGCACCUGAAGAAAUUUCACGCCGCCCACCAGGGGUUCCUGUACGCCGUGUGCAAACAGGAAUAUCUGGAACUCAUUGACCGACAAGAGUAUCAAAAGGCCUUUACUUUUCUCACCACGCACCUCAAGCCGCUAGAGAAAGUGGCGGUCGCGACGAGCUCAAGCCGCCACGAAUUUAAAGAGCUUUGUUACUUGCUCACUUGCAAAGCCGUGGGUGAAUCGAAUGCUUUUCGGGACUGGGAAGGUGUCGUGGGGUCAAGAGAGAAGCUGGUAGAGCAGCUAAAAGCCACUUUUGCCCUAGAAGAGGUAAUUUCACCUCAGCAGGAUGGAGAUGCUAUCAUGACAACGCCACCUGUGGUACUUCCAGACAACCGACUGGUGCAGCUACUACACCAAAGUGUAGCAUAUCAGAUGGAGUUCAGCAGAUACCAUCCAAAGACCAUUCCCAAGGUUACUACGCUGUUGCGGGAUUUUGAGUGUGAAGUGCUGCCGAAUGCAGUGAAAGGCACCUACGUAGGUCACUCUCAAAAUGUUAAAUUUGUCACGUUUGUAGGUACCGAUGGCGAGUUGCUGGCUUCGGGGUCCAGUGAUGCCACAAUUAAGCUCUGGCCUAGCGAACUGUCAAGCACGUCGCAAGAAAAUGGAGAAGAAGAAGCAGAUAAGACCCUGGGCACAGUCUGCCAACAGUGGACUCGAGACCUGCUCGGCCACUCGUCCAGGAUCUGGUACCUUGCCGCCAAUGCAUCAGGAGAGCGUCUUUACUCAGGGUCGGGUGAUGGCACUGUCAAGGUAUGGGACUUGCGCGCAGCGCUAGCCGAGCGAGUUGCGGCUCAAAGUGACUCAAGCGAUCGGCUGAAUGAAAAACGUGGAUCCAAUGUCAUGCAGUCUGCAUUCGAAGCUGCUGCCGCUGCUACCUCGGGUUGUCGAUCUGCAAUUGCGACUACCUCGACGCUGCCCCACAACUACUCAGUGUCAUCGGCCGAGUGUCUGGCAACACUCGCGAGUCCAAAUGGUGGUGACGUGUACAGCGUGAACUUGCAUCCCAGUGAGACGCACUUGGUGACCGGAGGAUAUGACCAAAGUGUGCGAUUGUGGGACAUUGCUACUGGUGCUGUGGUGAAGACGUUUCGCGGGCACUUCGCGUCUGUAUGCGAUAUUCAAUUUAACAGACAUGCCAAUUUUGUUGUGAGCGCGUCGAAAGAUGGCACCAUCCGAUUGUGGGAUAUCCUCAGUGGGCUGUGUGUUCACACUUUGCGUCAGACCUUAGGUGAGGUAACGUCUAUUUCCAUGGCCUCGAAUGGAUAUACGCUACUGAGCGGCUCACGGAAUAACAGCAAUCGUUUGUGGGACUUACGCAUGCUCCAUACUCCACGCGCUCAUCUGACGACGGGUAUAAGCAAUGGGCCGUCCAGCGGUGUAUCGGCUGGAUCAUACUGCGGUUAUUCGACCGGGGGCAACGGGGUCAACGGUCACGGAUCCGGUCACUCGUUGAACAACGGUUUCGGGAGUUUGGGGGUCGCAGCUUACGGUAGCAGUGGCAAUUUGAGUACAAGUGGAAGUACCAGCGGUGGAAGCAGCGCUUUUUCGGGAAGGUGCCACGCAGAGCAACGUCCGCUUCAGCGCUUUAAGGGCCACCGGAAUACUGCUAAAAACAUCGUGCGGGCAUCGUUCGGCCCACGUGAAAGUUUUGUGUUGGGUGGAUCCGAGGACGGCUACAUUUACAUAUGGGAAGUGGCGACGGGCAAGUUGCUCGAGCGGCUCACCGGUCACAGCGGCGUGACUUACAAUGCCCAAUGGCACGAGAAGCAGGCACUACUAGCUUCGAGUUCCCACGACGGUACGAUUAAGACAUGGUGGUGGCAAGACAAAAGUAACUAG